Messenger RNA from Lachancea fermentati, 1122 nucleotides. The record is from the annotation of a GenBank genome assembly. Lineage: Eukaryota; Fungi; Ascomycota; Saccharomycetes; Saccharomycetales; Saccharomycetaceae.
AUGGCGAAAGGUACUCCUGCGAAGAAGAAGGGCGGAUCUAGAAAAAACACACCUGUUUCGACUCCCUCAAAGAAAAAAGUGGCUAAAAAACAGCAAGAUGAGGGCUUGAUACCUAAAAGUAGAAUUGUGCGCGCGGUGGAGGAGCUUCGCAAGUACACGACGCAAGCUGAGGGUGAACAGGCAUCCAAUAACCUGUUAGAGGACGACGAAGAGCUCUCUAAGCAGGUACAACUUAUUGUAGUCAACACUACGUCGUUCACGGGCAGCAGUAAGUCGUUCAAACCCAAGGUGCUGAAGGUGGAAAACUCGAUUUUCAAGCCCUGGAAAGAGGCCAGCGUGACUUCCGUCAAGGAUUUCAAACUGCUGGUGAUCCUAAGGGACCAGGACGUGGGCAAGGCUAGCGAAGAUGCGCUGUAUGACCAAUUGAACGAGAGCGGGAUCACCGUGGACGCAGUGAUCGGCGCCGGCGAGCUCAAGACCAAGUACAAGGCAUUCGAGAAAAGAAGAGCGUUUUUGCAAGAGUUCUCCCUAGUGCUAGCGGAUGACGCGGUGGUGAGUGCAUUACCCAAGUUACUGGGAGGUAAGGCCUACGAUAAGGUGAGCACAACGCCGGUACCCGUGCGCACGGGCAAGAAGGGCGAGUUUUCGCUCACCACGUUGGCCAACAGCAUCAAGAAAGUAUACCUGCAUUCGGUGCCCGUCAAGGCACCACGUGGUACCACGUUGAGCGCGCAUCUGGGCAGCUUGGAGUGGUUUUCCGCGGACGAAAUGGCCCACAACAUCGAGCAGAUCGCAACUCAACUUAUCAAGGAAUUCAAGAUCAGAUCUGUCUUUCUAAAGACCAACCAAUCACCCGUGCUACCUCUCUAUUACAACCAGGACGUGUUGAGCGAGCUAGCCAGCGCGAGCGCAAGCGCGGCAGCUGCUUCUGCCGACGGCAAGCCUUCGCACACUGUGCAGAUCGGCGAUGUCGAGGUCGAGUUGUCCAACUUCGACCGUGCGCUGAUGGAGAUCGCGAACCCUGACGAGCUCGACAAGGUGUUCGCGAACCGCGUGUCCAGGGCCAAGAGAACAGCCGAGCUGGACCAAGAACCCGCAUCUACCAAGAGGGCCAAGAACUGA